Messenger RNA from Durusdinium trenchii, 4705 nucleotides. The record is from the annotation of a GenBank genome assembly. NCBI's taxonomy places the organism in Eukaryota, Dinophyceae, Suessiales, Symbiodiniaceae.
CUCACACAGAACCCAGCACAAAUUGAAAUCAUUGACAGCGCCGCCCUGGGCGACCUUCGGUGCAAUGUCAGCUUGGACCUCAGAUGACAGCUCUUUCAGCUACCGCCAAGAUCAAGUUGCUCGAUUGGGUGAGAGGGCAAAAGCAGAAACGACUGAAGAAGACAGACGAAGAUUUCAGCAAAGCCCAUUCAUGCAGCGCAUGAGGGAGAUAGACGAACGGGCUUGGCAACAAUUUAGCGAGCGUGACAAGAAGCGCACUCAGACAGACCCUAGCUUUAAACCGAAGGAUUCAGAUUUUGAGGCGCCAAGAACCAUCAAAUAUGACAAGGCUGUGAACUAUUACAAGACUUUGGGCGUUGACGAAUAUGCAACCAACGAUGAAAUCAAAAAGGCCUACAGGAAGUUGUCUUUGAACUACCACCCAGACAAGCAGACAGGAAAGACGCAAGAAGAGAUGGACGAAGCGGCAGCAAUUUUCAUGGAGAUUAAGAACGCUUACAAGCUGCUCAGUGAUGAUCCCACUCGUCGGCAGUAUGAUUUUGACCGGGACAGAGAUGUUGUAAGUGCUCAGUCACAUGGGAAGAAACCACAAGAAAAGAACGGCUUUGAUGCAGGUGAAGCCCUCCAACGCAUGCUUCAGAAGGCUGCGGAAAACAAAAAACUCCCCAGUGAGAUCAUCACUGUGCCCGUCCAUUGUAGGGUUGAAAAGUUUGUGUUUGGUGGGCAGAAAACGUUGAAGCGCACGCGGCUAGUCAAAGACCGCAGCUACGGUGGCUACAAAGAAGAGCCCAAGACAUUCCGGGUGGAUUUGCCAGCAGGUGCAGAGCAACCCUUUAGUGUGGAGUUUCGCCGUCAGGGUGAUCAGCACGAUGGAAGGGAAGCAGACACGAUCCGAUUUCUUUUCUCUUCCAAACCUCAUCUAUCUCUAGAAAGGGAUGGACAGAACCUAAGGCUGAGAGAUCGUGUGCGAUUAGAGCUGCCAAUGAGGAAAGAGUCGUACCUUUCCGUCAGCCUGUCUGCCUUCGCUGGUCGGCAGAUCUUCCUUUGGGGUCGGAAUCCUUUCUUUGGCUGCGCUGCCGGGGAGGAGGGGGACCUUCUCCUCCACUUGCAUGGCCUGGGCGUGGGCGCUGGUACGCUUGACUUGGCUUUGAGGUGCAGCUUGGGCCCGAAGUCGACCACGCGCUGUGAAGCCGCACCACUACCGAAGCUCUCGGAACGGCGGACUUUUCUUGAGCGCUUUGGCCUGGCGCCGAAGAGCGGCUUCUCGUUGAAUGCGGGGAGACAUUCGUCAGCGAGUGGUGCCAUGCUGCAGGAGCUCCUGGAGCGCCGACAGCGUAGGCGUGAGAGUGAAAACUUCGUGGCGGACGUGGAACUCAGGCCUGUUGGAGAACCUAUUCGGCUAUUUACCAAGCCGCCCAGCAGCCUUGUGUUCCUGACCUCUGCCCACGGCCUUUUUGCCGUGAGUUUGGAUUGCCCAGCCUGCGGGAAGAAAAAGGCUGCCGGAGAAUGGGAGCGUUUGAAGGCACGCUUGAAUGCGACUUUGCGGGAGACUGUCUUCCUCUUGUUACCACAGGCCCGCGUUGUGCUCCCGCCCUCCUUGCUGCUGAAACAAGUUUUUGAUGACAGAACGGUCCUAUCACGGCCAGAUCGCUGCAUGCCGUGGAAAAGCAUUGGUGACCACGCCUUCAAGCAGGGAAACUACUGGAUAGCAGGGGCAGCAUAUGCCAAGAGACUUGCAGAGUUGGGUGUGAGACUGCCGGCAGGUGCAUGUGCUGACGACGAAGAGGAGGGAAAUGGUCUUGAGACAGAGGAACCAGAGGUGAUUGACAGUGCUGACCUCAACAUAAAGAGGGGGGGUCCUGAUCUGGUGCCCGAGGCGGCCAAAGCUCUCUCCAAUCGUGCUGCAUGCCUUGUGAAAAUUGGAGACUUUGCUGCUGCAUUGGGCCAUGCUCGAAGAGCUUCACAGCUUGCUCCACGUUGGGCGCGUGUUUGGAGCCGAGUGGGUCAAGCAGCUUGGGAUUUGGGCCAAAGCUUUCGAGAGGAAGCUGCUGAAGCAUUUGCAAAAUCUGUGGAGAUGGAUCCUUUGAUUUCUGCCGUAACAGCCUUGCAGGAAGCCGUGCGGCAACUCCAUGGUUCCAACCCGGAUGCUGCACAUGUUUUGAAGGAAAAAGGCAAUGAAUCCAUGAGGGGUGGUGAGCUUGGGCUGGCAAUUGCCUGCUACACGCAGGCUAUAGGACAAUUGCCCCCUCUCAGAACUGAGACGGCUGAGACUGAUAAGCCAGAUGAACAUGCCUUGCUGCGAGGUGUUCUGUUCAUCAACCGAUCUGCUGCCUUUUGCCGAGUUCGAAAUUGGGAUGCAGCCGUGGCAGAUGGCAGAGAAGCAAUAGCAGCCCAGCCUGGACUAUCUAGUGCACACUCGCAGCUGGGAGUUGCCCUCCUUGGUAGUGGCUUUCACCAAGAAGCCUACAUUCAGUUUGCAAAGGGUGUCCACCUGAAUUCCGAGCACAAACCUUCUCUCAAAGGUCGUAAUGCUUGCCUGAAGGAAAUGGUAGUUUGGAAGUCAGCCUCUGCCACUACCCGCUACAACAAGCGCUUUUGGCUUGACCUGCGUAGAACCAAAGGCACUACCAGGAUCUUUGCCAUCUCGGAUCUGCACUUUGAUCAAAAGUACAAUGAGGAUUGGGCCCAUGGGAUUGAUGAUAUGGCAUUUUUGGAUGAUGUCUUGAUUGUUGCAGGAAAUGCGGCAGAUACCAAAGUUGGAGUGAUGCGAGCUCUUACAACCCUCAAGGCCAAGUUCAGAAGAGUCUUCUACACCUUUGGAAAUCAUGAGAUGCAAAUAAUGACAUCAGAGUUUGCCCGCUACCCGGACUCUCUCACCAAGAUGAACGAGAUUUUCACAGCCUGUGAUGAAGUUGGGAUUGAUGUUUUCCCUGCACCUGUUUGUGAGGGUGUUCUCAUCAUGCCAUUGUUGUCAUGGUGCAGUGCUGAGUUUGAUCACGAAGACCCUUUCCCGGAUCCAAAUGCCAAGUUCAAUUCCAGAUGUACGUGGCCAAUGGAUGCGGAUAUACAGCUUUGGAAAUAUAUGAUGAAGCUGAACGAACCGUUUCUGGACAUUCGUGGCUUUGAUACGGUGAUUACGUUUUCCCACUUUUUGCCACGGCAGGGGUUGCCAUUUGACAAGACCAGAAGGAACGCAGUAAAGUCGGUGGGUUGCGAUAUGAUUGAUGAACAGGCACGUGCUGUCAAAACAAAGCUGCAUGUGUAUGGUCACGGUUGCGUGCGAAAUGCGCAGAUGCAUGCUGGAGUGCGCUAUGUGAGCUCACCUAUUGGCUUUCAGGUAGACUGGCCAAAGGAUCACCCUCCAAGGCUCAUGAUGGUCCACAACGGCCGGAGCCUAUGCAUGCAGGAGUGGGGCACAGAUGACGAACCACCCCUGGGCUACACGAAGCGCUUGCUGCACUUGAUUAUCUACGCCAUGCCAGGCCUGCGAGAAGCAGAGAUGCGCAAGAUUCAGAACAUUGUUACUCACAAAUUUGUGGGCACUCCGAAUCAUCCAGGAAUCCUGUGCUCUUUUGAUCGACUUGGUAGCAGGAGCCUCGACAAGGAAGCUCUUGCCCAAGAUGCUUGGCCUGACAUACUGUCAUGCAGCCAGGAUAUGAGUCACGUGUUGACUGUAGUUGCUGAUAGCGUGGAUGCCCUCAAAGCGUUUCUCACAAGUGAAGCUUACUGCAAAGACUUGUCGACAUCAAUCUCGCCCCACUCACGGAAGACCGUGUCCUUUUCCUCGCCUUUGGGCCUAGAUCUUGUCCAUGCCAAGAAGCGAGACCCAAUGCUGAUCGUGCAUGGUCUCCAGCUCAAGGUUGAGGUGAAGGAGGACAGCGAGGAAUACGCAAGAAUGGCGAAAGCAGUCGAAGCGAUUGGCAAGCUUCCAGGUAUUGAUGGCAAGAUUGCCAUAGCGCUGCAACCACUUGGAUCCGGCCGCUAUUCACAUGAGGAUUUGCUCGAGCGGCUGGGGAACGAAGAUCGCGCCGCUGGCAUCAGCCAUUGUUUCUCAGUGCUUGUGGAUGAACCAGCCAGCUACAAAGUCCUUGCGCAAAGCAAAACAUUUGGCAAGUUGAGGGCAGCUUACGAACCAUAUUUGAUGGGCAAGCCGCUAGCCUUUGGUGUGCCACUGGACAUUGCUGCAACUGCGGCCGCGCCGAAGGAUGUCGCCAAGGCCAAGAAGACUAACGGUGUGCAAGGAUGACUCCACGCCGACUUUUCCCAGAAUCAGCCAAUGAGAGCCGCGCAAAAAUAUAGCUAGCAUGUUGCAAAGCAACCUGCCAAUGCUCUAGCUUUGGCUCAGCUAGGGGCCUUUGCUUCCGCAUGGAGACACAUGGCCAUUUUUUCGCAGCUAAUGCAGAAACUCCAAAAUGUAGUACAGUCAGUGCGAAUGUUGACAAGUGUGCAAUCUUAGCCCGUGGCAGCUGCGAGCCUUUUGCGUGAGCCAAGAAAUUUUCACUCUUCGAAAAGGUUGUCUGGUGCGUAAGCCUGAGGUGCUCCAGUAUGGUACGGAUUGGGAACCCAUGUGGAGGCUAUUCAUGCAAACUGUGAAACUGUCGGUCGUGAGCGCCCUCCGUGAUCAUUCUGGGAUUUUUCCACUCCAAACUCCUGUUCUCAGUAAAGUUGCAUUCUACCGAUGUCAAUUGUUCAGAGUUGAUGCUUU